UAUAAGUUAUCAGUUGGACGAAGUCAUCAUGCAUUGAUCCUUAUCACCUGACAAUCAGACACAAAAUUAUUACGUGUAAUGUUGAAAAUACGAGACUUUAUAUCCAAGUAAUAUUUGUCCACUUUGUCAAACAAAUAUAGUUCUUAAUAAUUACAAUUCUAACUGUACUUCGCAAAGUCUAAGGUCGCAAACCACAAAACUGAUGAAUUAGUCAUUACUAAACAAUCGAUUCAAGCUUUGUACUGUACGCCAAUUGCUGAUCGAAUAUGCCAACUGGUAUAAACACGUACACAAUUUGUGUACAUAUAUCAUUCAUAAAACUCAAUCUACAAGAAAAACUUGUUUGAGCAUUAUGAAAAAAUAACGUUUCUUCACUUCGUCGUCCUUAUGAAUAAAAAAUUCUUUAGUUCUUUUAUUUCUCAUAGUAAAUUGUACCGCGAAUACGUAAUCGUGUCAUAGUACUUCUUACAUGUCCGAAAUAAUAAUUUUUAUCGAGAAAGACUAUUUGACGUACCUCUUAUCAUUACUUGUAUCUACGACUUGUACGUACUCGAUUCAUCGUCCUUUUGGGAUAUCACGCGAUUCUUAUCUGCCGGGACUAUAAAACUUGACGAUCGAAGAAGACUGAAGAAUAAUUGACUACGGAGAACCACUGACCCCGGGAAAAUGUGAAUGUAUGGACACUCGGUUGUCCAGCCACGAUGUUCAGUGUCGUCAGUUCGAUCCGGUCGUUGGGCCAUUCAGCAUGAACAACGAACACAAAAAUGACGCACUCUCAGUGUACUCUGUCGGCAGCGAGACAAAUUUAGUUCCAAUUAAAUCAAGGGAUACGUAUUUUAAGAGGAGGAAAAAGCCUAUCGGUUUACUUACCAGUUUUCUAGCUUUACUCGUAGCUAUCCUAUUGCUGGUCGUGAUAUUACUUUCUGUCCUUUUGCUUACCUAUGUUUUAGAUAUGAAAUCGAAACGGAAUUUGGAUCAAUGCCACACUGAAAAUUGCGUUAGAAUAGCUGCUAGUUUGAAAGAAUCUAUGGACACGUCUAUAGAUCCUUGCGAUGAUUUUUACACAUAUGUUUGUGGUAGAUGGCCAUUGGAACACCCGACGCCGGAAUCCAGUGUAACAAAUUCCUGGUUCAGCGAACGUUCCAUACGCGUGUCCAGGACGAUUCGAGAUCUUUUGAAAAAAAAUACAACUACCAAAAUACCAUGGGCUGUCGAACAAGCGAAAAUAUUGUAUGAGAGCUGCAACGAUGUGGAUUCAAUGAAUUCUUUGGGAUUGUCACCACUUUUUGAUUUGCUUGAGGAUUUGGGGCUUCCACGAAUACCUGCUGCAUUCAGUGGCGGGACUGGCAAUUUUUUGGUUCAGAUGGCAAGGGUUAAAAAAAAGUUGGGACGAGAUAUAUUUUUCGGUUUAGAAAUAUAUCUCGAUCCAAGAAACAAAAGCAGGAAUGUUAUAAUCCUAGACACGCCAGAUACAAGCAGUCCUCUUCCAAGCGACAAAGAAUUGGACAAAAGACUGCAGAUGGUGAAGCAAAGCAUGCGUAAGGUCGAAGAGGUACCUGAAGGCGCUGAAGAGGGACUCUCGAGUCCUGAAAAAAUAUACAUGUACGAAGUUAUGAAGGACGUUAUCAGUAACGGAACUUCAAAGUCUUGUUCUGUUAAUACUAUGAAAAAUAUAAGCGACGAAGAACUGAGACAGACAGUUGACAAUAUUUACAAGCUAAGCGAGAUCGUUUAUUACUUGGUUCAUUCUGAUGACAAUGAGACAAGCUCCGAUGAAGAUCUCAAAGAUGAGGAUUACAUGCUCGUUGACGAUCUUCAAAAGAUGACUGACGAAUACGUGCAAAUAACAAACUCAACGUUAACACCAAGGCAAAUAUGGCGACCGUACGUUGAAGAACUUUUCAAAGGCGAUUCCCAAUUGGACCUUACGAGCAAGGACCGAGUGCUAAUUGGUAACCUGGAUUACUUAAAAAAAUUGGCAGUCUUGUUAGCUGCGGCCGAUGAAGUAGUCUUAGAAACUGUUAUCUGGUGGGUCGUCGUAGACACUGUAGUACCACAUUCCUCGGAAAAUCUUCGAAAAAUAUGGUUGACCCAUUUAUCUUUGUUAAUUGACGUGGAAAUAACUGACUCCAGGUCGCUUCAUUGCGCACGAGCUGUCAAUCAGCUGAUGGGUAUGGCUGUGUCGUGGCUGUUUGUGGAUCCGGAUUUUCAUAAAGAGAAGGGUCCAAAGGUUCGAGAGAUGGUGGAGGACAUUCGAGAGUCAUUCGCCUCCUUGGUGAUAAGUACCGACUGGAUGGACAGAUCGACGAAAAUUGCGACUUUGGAGAAGAAUAAGAAGAUGGCGUCGGUGAUCGGGUAUCCGAAUUGGCUGUUCGAGGAAGGAGAGAUAGACGAAUACUAUGAGGGUAUAGAUUUUCUGAAGGAUGCAUUUCUGAAGAACAUGCUGCAAAUCGUAAACCUGAGAAGCCAAUACGAGCUCGAGAGUCUUCACGAUGAGAAUUUUGCCAACGAAACGUACUGGGCGACCGACCCCACCGAUGUGAACGCCUUUCACACCUUUCAGGCGAACCAAAUAACCGUUCCUGCUGGGAUUUUGCAAUUCCCCUUCUAUGACUUGGGACUCGAGGCUCUUAAUUACGGUGCUAUUGGUACCGUGUUAGGUCACGAACUCACCCAUGGUUUUGAUAACAGCGGCCGCCAGUACGACGGCGAUGGGAAUCUCAGACAGUGGUGGAGCAACAUGACUAUUUUUGAAUAUACAGAGAGAGCUGAAUGCUUCGUGGAGCAGUAUGGUAGCUACUAUGAAAAGGAGGUGGACGAUUACGUGGAUGGAGAAUUGACCUUGGGCGAAAAUAUAGCGGAUAAUGGUGGUUUGACAGAAGCUGUCCUUGCUUAUAGAAGAUGGGUGACCAAACAUGGCCAAGAGUCUCUUCUUCCGGGAUUCACUCAUCUAACUCAUGAGCAGCUGCUAUUUUUAGGCUUUGCUCAUCUGUGGUGUGAAACAUAUACACCGGCUUCUCUAAAAUGGAUGCUCCUCGAUUCACACUGUCCCGGUCACGUAAGACUUAAAGAAGUUUUAAAAAAUUCACACGAAUUCAGCAAAGCCUGGAAUUGUCCAAAAGGAUCCAAUAUGAAUCCCGAAAAAAAAUGUCAUUUGUGGUAAGUUUAGUAUGAAACAAAGUAAAUGAGAAAUAUCAAAUAUUGAAUCAAAAUAGAAUUAGGUAGAAAUUUA
Molecule: messenger RNA, 3232 nt
Organism: Cephus cinctus (wheat stem sawfly)
Lineage: Eukaryota; Metazoa; Arthropoda; Insecta; Hymenoptera; Cephidae
Gene: Nep5
Product: neprilysin-4
Exons: 17
Coding region: 677-3163 (828 amino acids)
Biological process (GO): protein processing
Cellular component (GO): plasma membrane
Molecular function (GO): metalloendopeptidase activity
Source: RefSeq, a predicted model, not a curated record